AUGAGUCAGCAGCAUGGACAGACUCGCGUCUUCAGAGCUGAGCUUCUCCGGAGACAGAAAGAACUGACUGCAGAGGCUCAGGGACUGCGAGCUGUCUGUACUGACGCCGCGCUCCGUGCGUGGCCCGGAGGACCUGGGCGCCCUGGAUCACAUGGUCAGGAUGACCACGAGCCUCUAACAGCCCUGUCGUGGCCCUCACGUACCAGACCGUGUGCCCCUAGAGCUCCCUGUGCAUGGGGAAGAGGCGGCUGGCGGUGCAGGAAAUCCUGGCGGCUCAGGAAAUUGUGGCGGCGCGCCUCGGGGUGGGGAGGUAGGCGCAGGAGGCGGACGAAGCGGAGGGCGCAGAGCAGCACAAGUGGUCCUGCACAGCCGCCGCAGGCUCCCGGGAGGACUCCCCAAGAGCAGGCCUCCCACCUGCCCUGCUGCUGGUAUCCUGGGGCUCCGCCUACCCCGCCCAGCGGAACGCCAACCUUCUGCCCCUUCAGCGCCUGCGGCGGAGCAGCUUGCAGGCGGGCAUGGUGGUGCCCCGGGUCCGCCUCAGCAAGGCGCCGGCGCCCACCUUCCAGCCCGCGAGGCCAGCGCAGAAGGGCAGCACCAAGGACAAUGGCCACCUGCGGAUACCCAAGUUCCCCUACAAGGUGGCCAAGGAGGAGAAACCGGAAGCUGAGGAGGCAUAGAAUAAGCACCAGGCCAAGGUGCAGGAGAAGCUCCCGCCGCCCUGGAAGAAGAGGACGUGAGAGUCUGCGGGUGCUUGACACGGGGUUCGAGGACAGGGCCUGGGGUCUGGCCUUACCCCAGGAGAUUCUGUUUCACCCACAACAGACUCGCUCCACACCGGAGACCUGGUCACUGCUGACAGCAGGGAGAGAAGCAGGCAGAGGGGCCCAGCACGGCCCUCCUGCAUUCAGAAAUCGUAUUUUCCAACGAACAUCACGAACUCCAUUUCCUGAUCCCAGGAGGAAGCUCGGGUCUCAGGAGUGGUCAAUGCUGAGAUGACAAAGCUAUUGAAAUUCUGAUCUCCAUAGUUUUGAGGUCUCUAGUGUUGCCAGGAGACUGUCAGGAGAGAGCUUGAAAAGAAAGAGGCACAUGAUGUUUCACACUGCUUUUCCCAAAUGCAGCCAAGGGACAGCCUCUGCACACUGAGGUAAUUCUAGAUUAUUGGCUCCAUGCUCCUCCCUCCUCCUUUCUAGUGAGUUUAGUGCUGGCUGACUGUAGAACACUUUAUUCACAGAAGCUAGUAGAAAAAAUUGUCACUCUUAAUUCACAUGCUCUAACAUCAGACCGGGAGUGACUGGUUCUGGAGGGAAGUGCUAGGACUGCCUCAUUUGUGUUCUCAUCAGCUGCCUCAGUGUACAUGGAGGUGGAUUUCACUGGUGUUGAUACAUGCUUUCAAAUCCACAAGAGGCUCUCCGAGGGACAGAAGUGACUUCACACCCACCGUAAAGCCAUUUCUGUUGCCAGAGUCCCCAAUCUCCAAUCACCAAAAAAUUCUCCACCAAGGGGCGAGCUCCAGCCAUCUCACUUGUAAUCAGUAGCAUUGACAUUGUCUGAGAAAUAUUUAUUCUGUCCACUUUAAGCUUAAUUUUCACAAACAUUAAAAAGUAGUAAAAUAGGCUUUAGAUUUUCCUCUAUUUAUAUAGAAAUCCCUGAGAAGGUAGCUGUCAACUUGAAAUUCACUCUCUACAGUUAAUUAACAUCAGGGUGCAGGGAGGGACCCUGAGCCCCAUCCCUGUGCACAGCAGGGGCUGGGCUGUCAUUGCAGGAGAGCAAACCUGGUCUCCCUUCUGAGCAAAGAGGAGGGGGUGGGAGGGGCACGGCGGUGGAGGAAUUCUUAGCCAUCAGCACAGAUGCUGGCAGGCCUGCUGUUCACUCACUCUGGGGGCCUGGAGGUCCCACCAUGAAAACACCACAUUGCCUCACAGAGGCCUCUGCUUUUCUGUCCUUGGUAGACCUCAGGGUAGGUGGUGCCAGGGAUCAUAAAGAACUUAACUAACUGGGAGAAGAAAACAGGCAAAGGAAGGAAGUGUGAAUGCGGAAGAAGAGAUGAGGCAAUAGGGGUGGGAGAACAUGGUGAUAAAGCCAGGGGAGGCAGUGUGGUGGCAACUGACAGGAGAGGAGAAGGGGGCCCAUGAUCAUCAGUCCCCUCCUUCCUGAACAACAUGAGGGGUACAGGGAGGGCGAGCCCUCAGUGAGUGAAUGCAGCAGUUCAAAGAAACAAAAAUAGACAAAAAUAAUAAAUGUUCUCCUAGGACACCAGGUUUUUAGGGAGGCCACUGUGAGACCUCUGAAUGCCCGAUGCCCAAUAGUGCUGAGGGGGUAAGUGACAAAAAGCCUGCACCCCCCAGCCCUGUGCGCCCCCUGAGACCAAGGAGCCUGGGUCAUUAGUACCUAGGGCUAGAGGAAAGGGCUUCCAAAUGGCUCAGGAAGAUGAGUGGGCAUUUCACUCCCCCUCUGGGACCAGAUGACCACACCUCCCCUGAGGAAUCCCUUACCCAAAAUAAUUGAACAUAAUAAUUUUGCUUAAAUAUAAGCUGGCUCAUCUGAUCACCCUGACACUGACCCCAGGACACCCCCCUCAAGGUGGCUCCAGUUCCUCAUCAUCUAGACUUUUCUCCCUGCCCUCCCCACACUCCCUGAGCCUGGCUGGAGGCCUGCUUGUCCCCUCUGCUGCCCACUCCAAAGAGAACAAGAAACCAAGAGCAUGGGCUCUCCAUAGGUCGAGGAAAGAGGCUUGGCGACACUUCCUUUGACUUGGAAAAUUCCUGUACUAGCAAAUUUGCUUCCACAUGGCAAAGAUGAGAAGUGCUGGGCCAGUAGCCAGGCACACAGCUGCAGGAGCUACCUGGACCUGCCUCAUGGGCCAAAGGGAAGGGCUGCCCACAGGCAAGCCAGGUCUAGAGCGAGUCCAGAGAGACCAGGGAGAGUCUGAGAUCCAAUCAGGGAUGACCCUUCUUUCAGUUGGGUCUGGUGGGUUUUCAAAAUCCAGUCUUUCCACUGGGACCAUACCAAAGCCCCCCGGGAGGUCAGACUUCCCAGUCCCACCAGAGCCCCCCGUGAAGCUGUAAUUUUCUCUCAAGUUGCAUACACUGGCCAGGUAAAGUCAGCUUCUACUCACCAGGCAAGUGGCCAGCUCACCUUCCAAUUUGCCUAAGAAAUCUGGGUCCUGCCCCAUACUUGCUGGCUUGGCAGGCUUUUCAAAAUGCAGGUAUCUCUGGAGCUGUUUUGUGGACACCAGGAGCAUUACUUGACAAGCCCUGUGCUAGCCCCAGGGUACCCUGUGCACCUGGGUAAGGCUGGAACACAUUGGGAACAGGGACCCAACAUGCCCACUCUGGAACAGCGUGGGACCUGGGGAAAUCGCCAGUUGUUUGCUGUCCUGCCAUUGCUGUUCUACACAUCCCUGCAGACUAUGAGCAUCGGUUACAGUGUGGUGGCGGCGGGUCAGGACCAGAAAUGUCCAUUUUUGACCUGGAAGCAGCACACACCCAAGGCUUAGGGUAGACGUGUUUGCUCUAUACCAUACCCAGUGCCAACUUCCCAUGGUGGAAACAGGAAGGAAUGUCUGGCAACCCGCCAAGGGUCAGAUGCCACAUCAGCCUGAGCACAAGGUGCCUGACACUGGCUGUUCCAAUGACAAUAGGACAUCCUUGGGAAGGUGGAGCCAUUUGUGAGAGGUCAGGAUGGGUGUCCUGGAAGUGCCACUUAAAGGCGACUGAGGCCUCUCAAAAUCCCUGUGUUAGAGCUGCAGCUCUCCAUGUGGGCUGCAGUGCAGUCACCUGCGGAGCUUUAGGACAGGCCCAAGCUCAGAUCCUUGGGCCAGUGCCUUCAGAACUUUCGCAGCAGGGAUAGCUGGCUUGGAAAGGCAUGCCUGGGAGACCAUGUGACACUGCCUGGCUGGGUCCUGGGCUGACAGAGGUGAGCGUGGAGCUCGUGGUGACUUGGUAAUGCUGUGAAUUAUGUACAUGUGGCAGGAAGGUGCCACAAUGCCAAGGCCCCAAGUCUUGGAAAUUCCAUGAGGUCCGCAUGAGGUUGAACUAAACACCAAGUGCGGUCCUCAAAGGAAAAAUAAAAGAAAUACCCACAGAAGGGACUCUUUGGAACUGAGUCUGGAAGAGAGGGCUGCCUGGUCCACUCCAGGAGAAUUUGCCUAAAAUAAGUUUGCUUCCCAUUGCAUUCUCUUUGCUUGUUCUAAACAUCACCUCCCCCCAUUCCCUUAAUUUGCAUCAUUCUGGGCUCCUUACUCUUGUUGCAUCUUUUUUUACAUUGUAAGGAUGUCUGGAUUCGAUUUACUUAAGCGCAUAUAUGGCUUAAUUUUGUGUUUCUGGUAAUCAUUAAUUACAUUUCCCCAUUUUAUCAAAUGACAUGUUUUCUUCAUAUCUAUUUUUAAUAUGUUAAAGAUUUUGUAUCCAGUUUAUCUAAAACUCCUUGAUUAAAUUGAGUUUAAUUCUAGCAAUUCAUACAUGCUUAGCUCUGCGUUGUUUUAUAAUUUGACGAUAAAUGUUUUUCCCCAAUAUAUGACUGUAUGGGUAAUACUUUUUAAAAAGAUACAGCACCACGCUGGCGGCCGGAGGCGGGGGGCCGGGGGAGGCCUGGGCGGGGCGGUGGAGUCUCUGUCCAGGAAAGCCUGGUGGGCGCCAAGGUCCCUGAUUCUUGCUUCUGUGUCCCCAGGGAAGCCCUAGCUCCACCCCAAGCCUGGCGGAAACCUCGCUUCUUUUACAUUAUUGUUUGUUUUUAUUUUAACAUUUUAGGACAUUGAUAAAAUCACUUUCUGAGUUUUGAGAUUAAAAAAUAAGUAAUUUUCAACUUUACCCUUUUUUAAAUGUUUCACUAUUUCAAUGCUU
Symphalangus syndactylus (siamang) is the source of this 4841-nucleotide messenger RNA. RefSeq lists its product as uncharacterized. The record is from RefSeq and is a predicted model, not a curated record. NCBI's taxonomy places the organism in Eukaryota, Metazoa, Chordata, Mammalia, Primates, Hylobatidae.